UUCUUUCUUUCUUUCUUAAACAGACAGCAGCUCCUUCAAGUUUCAACCACCACCCAUGACCUCUUUAACCCGCAACUCCAAACCACGUUUUCUUAUAUAAAUACACACACUUCUACUCUUUACUAAUACACAUAAAACUGAAACUAUAAAUGGCGUUUCACGAUCACGAAAUGUCUUUCGAGUCUUUCACUGACCACCACCACCACCACCAACAACAACACCACCACCACCACCACCACCAGCAUCAGCAGCAGCAACGGUUGUCCGGCGCCGUUGUCGACGUGUCAUCCGGCGGAGGAGGAUCCGGGGCACCCACAUGGCUUAGCAACGCGAUUUUGCGGCAACAGAGCAGUAAUAAUAACAACAACAAUUCUUCUUCUUCGGUGCUUCACGACGGAAACGACGACGUACAUGCGGGGAGCACGAACCACCGUGGUGGUGGCGGCGGCGAUCGGAACCGGACGGAGAGUGAAGAUUGUGAAAGAGAAGAGAGGUGGGAGUGGGAGAGUGCGAAGUAUAAAGGGGAUAUAGUGACGCACCCACUGUACGAGCAGCUCUUAUCGGCACACGUGGCGUGUCUGAGGAUCGCCACGCCGGUGGACCAGCUGCCGAAGAUCGACGCACAGCUCGAACAGUCGCAGCGCGUGGUGGCGAAGUACUCGGUGCUCGGCAACGGCGCGGUGGACCAGAAAGAGCUCGAUCAGUUUAUGACACAUUAUGUUCUAUUGCUCUGUUCCUUUAAAGAACAAUUGCAACAACAUGUCCGCGGUCAUGCCAUGGAAGCAGUAAUGGCUUGUUGGGAGCUUGAGCAGUCUCUACAAAGCUUAACAGGUGUAUCUCCAGGUGAAGGCACAGGUGCUACAAUGUCUGAUGACGAAGAUGACCAAGCAGAUAGUGACACCAACUUGUAUGAUGGAAGUCUGGAUGGACCUGACAGCAUGGGAUUUGGUCCUCUCAUCCCAACUGAAAGUGAGAGGUCCUUGAUGGAGCGUGUAAGGCAAGAAUUGAAGCAUGAGCUAAAACAGGGUUACAAGGAGAAGAUUGUAGACAUCAGAGAGGAAAUUCUACGCAAGAGAAGAGCAGGAAAACUGCCAGGUGACACCACCUCGCUCUUAAAAUCUUGGUGGCAAUCACAUUCUAAGUGGCCAUACCCCACGGAGGAAGACAAAGCAAGGUUGGUGCAGGAAACAGGCUUGCAAUUGAAGCAAAUAAAUAACUGGUUCAUUAAUCAAAGGAAAAGGAAUUGGCAUACUAACCCAUCAUCUUCUAACGUUUUGAAGAGCAAACGCAAGAGAAAGAAUUAAUGCAGGUGAAACCAGCAAGCAGUGCUUGUAACUGGACAAAUUGAAAGAGAAAACUACUUUGUAUAUACUUGUGUCAAAUCUUUUUGGAAGUUUAGUGUUGAAGCACACCAUUGUGAAGAUUACAAGACUUCUUAAAGAUCUUUAUUUUGUUCAUAUGGAUUAGUCUAAACCUGCCACUUGAUACCUAUGAGUAUUUGACCCACCACUGAUUGGUUCCAGUCGAUGACGAGUAUGCUUUACAUUUGAUCUCUGUACCACAAUCAUAUGUAAGUACUUGAAGCAUACAGGACUGGAAGAAAUUUAUCUGGAUAGCCUUUUUGUACCACCUGCGUGUGGAACUAGAUAGCAUAUUCUAUACCAGGUGACUCUACCUAUUAUUUCUGCUUUUGGCGUUUACAUCUGUGAAUUAUUAUGGUUAUAGAUUAUGGGUGCAUAACUAAGCUCAAAAGAUAAUACAGAAGUUAUGGAUAUAUAUAGUAAAAUCUUCUCAUUA
This is a messenger RNA of Quercus robur (English oak), 1797 nucleotides long. RefSeq names its product homeobox protein knotted-1-like 2. NCBI's taxonomy places the organism in Eukaryota, Viridiplantae, Streptophyta, Magnoliopsida, Fagales, Fagaceae. The coding region runs from base 150 to 1304 and encodes 384 amino acids. Gene Ontology annotation, cellular component: nucleus. The record is from RefSeq and is a predicted model, not a curated record. Gene Ontology annotation, molecular function: DNA binding. The transcript is spliced from 6 exons. Gene Ontology annotation, biological process: regulation of DNA-templated transcription.